UGCUAGCUCUUGUGCACUGAACCACUCUUCUUACAGACAGUAUAUUUAGGGGAAAAAGACAAAUUGUUAUGGGAGACUAAUAAGAAUGAUUCAAACAGUACCUCAUUUUCAGAGCUUGGAAGCACCUAAAAUCAAGCUUGAAGCACUAACCUGCUUUAGUUUAACAUACUGGAGGAUACAGUCUACUGAUAGUGCUGAUUUCUUUUUCAGUUCAGAAUCCAAUAUAUGGAUAACAUUUAUAUUGCUGCUAAAAGUAUUUCAGACAAUAUAUUUGAGUUUAAAGCUUUAUUAGGGAAUUAUGUGACAGAGUUCUGAUCUGAUCUUUUGUUAGCUUGUAGUUUUCAGUCAAUUUUAGCAUGGAACUCGUUGUACUUGCAGGUGUUCAGAUUCUGUAUUUUUAACUUCCACAUUCAAUCAUGGCUUGGAUGACUUACAUUUCCCACUGGUUUGAUGAAGAUGAUUGGUAUGCAGGACAGCAACGAGCAAAAAUGUCACAUGUUAGACAAGUGGGUCUUCUAGCUGCUGGAUGUCAGCCAUGGAACAAGGAUGUUUGUGCUGCUAGUGGGGAUAGAUUUGCCUACUGUGCUACACUUGCUAUUUAUGUAUAUCAGCUGGAUCACCGAUACAAUGAAUUCAAGCUCCGAGCAAUUAUGUCUGAGCAUAAGAGGACAAUCACAGCCAUAUCUUGGUGUCCACACAAUCCUGACAUGUUUGCAAGUGCCAGCGCAGAUAAUUUAGUAAUAAUUUGGAAUGUGACUGAACAGAAAGUCGUGGCCAAACUGGAUGAUACAAAAGGAAUUCCUUUGUCACUUAACUGGUGCUGUGAUGAAGAUGAUGCAGUUGCAUUUGUGUCCCACAGAGGUCCCUUGUACAUCUGGACUAUCUCAGGACCUUUCAACGUGGUAACGGCACAUGAAGGAGCACAUAGUUUCUUGUCAGAUAUCUGUCUGUUUAGGUGGCAUCCAAGAAGAAAAGGGAAAGUAGUCUUUGGACAUUCUGAUGGAAGUCUAUCUAUUUUUCAGCCAGGGUUUCGAAACCAGAAGCAUGUCUUAAGACCAGAGCCUCUUCAAGGAGCAGAUGAAGAAGAUCCAGUUACAGCACUGGAGUGGGACCCUUUGUCCAAUAACUAUCUUCUUGUUGCUAAUUUACAUAAUGGCAUUCAACUGGUUGAUUCGGAAUCUGCGUUCUGUCUCGUAAAAUUUAAUGUUCCCAAUGUAGCAGUAUCUGUUCGGUGUUUAGCCUGGGUUCCUGGUGCUCCUGGAAUGUUUAUAACUGGAGAUUCUCACAUUGGUAUGUUACGUAUUUGGAAUGUUUCACGUUCGGCACCUAUCGUUAAUUUAAAAUUGAAGAAUUCUGGUUUCCAUAGUUUGCAUAUGCUAAGUUCUCCUCCAAAGAAGAAGGCAUUCUUGUGUCCAUCUCCUACUAAAUAUCCUCAUACAUCCUCAACAAGUGAGGCUGUUCCUCCUCCGACUUCAUCACAAAAGCGAGCAUUUUCUCUUCCUCCUGGCCAUGUUGUCUGUUGUUUCAUGGAUGGUGGUGUUGGCCUUUAUGACUUGGGAGCCAGAAAGUGGAAUUUCCUUAGAGAUUUGGGACAUACUGAGACCAUCUUUGAUUGUGAAUUCAAACCUGAUAACCCUGAUCUUCUUGCUACAGCUUCAUUUGAUGGUACAAUAAAAGUGUGGGACAUAAAUACUUUAACAGCGGUUUACACGUCCCCUGGUAAAGAGGGAGUUAUUUAUUCCAUUUCGUGGGCUCCAGGAGAUCUGAACUGCAUAGCAGCUGCAACAUCCAGAAAUGGUGGCUUCAUCUGGGACAUCCCAAGAUGCAAAAUAAUAACACGAUUCAGUGAGCAUGGAAGGAAUGGGAUCUUCUGCAUUGCCUGGAGUCAUAAAGAUUCCAAAAGAAUAGCAACCUGCAGCGAUGAUGGAUUUUGUAUUAUUCGAACCAUUGAUGGCAAAGUUCUUCACAAGUACAAACAUCCAGCUGCAGUGUUUGGCUGUGACUGGAGUCAAAACAACAAAGACAUGAUAGCUACUGGUUGUGAGGAUAAAAAUGUUCGUGUUUAUUACUUGGCAACUAGCUCUGAUCAGCCACUGAAAGUUUUUACUGGACAUACUGCAAAGGUGUUUCAUGUACGGUGGUCUCCUUUGAGAGAAGGAAUCCUCUGCAGUGGCUCUGAUGAUGGUACUGUUCGAAUAUGGGAUUACACACAGGAUGCUUGUAUAAAUAUUCUUAGUGGACAUAGAGCUCCAGUACGAGGACUGAUGUGGAAUCCUGAAAUUCCAUACCUUCUAAUAUCUGGCAGUUGGGACUAUUCAAUUCAAAUCUGGGACACAAGAGAUGGAACGUGCUUGGACACUGUUUAUGAUCAUGGAGCAGAUGUAUAUGGAUUAUCAUGUCAUCCUAGUCGACCAUUUACUAUGGCAUCUUGCUCUCGUGACUCUACUGUGAGACUUUGGUCACUGACACCGCUUAUAAAUCCUCUACCAAUAAAUAUCUUAGCAGAUAGAUGUUGGGAUGAGGUUAUUGGUAAUAUAGAUCGUGCUGUAAAAUCUGGUGCUCCUCCUUUGCUGUGUGGUAAAGUUUCCAGAGAUAUUAAGCAAGAAGUGGAAAAGAUGAUAGGAAAUUCUCGAGAAGAAAAACUAAGGCGGUUUUCAGAAUGUUUUUCUCCUCCAGGAGGCAGCAAAAAUUUGUGGAAUUUAGUUGCUGUAAUAAAAGGACAGGAUGAUAGUCUGCUUCCACAAAAUUACUGCAAAGGAAUUAUGCAUGUCAAACAUCUUGUUAGAUUUAGAAUGUCUGAAGCGCAUGAACUGACAGCAGUAAAAAUGUCCAAGUUUGGAGGCGGUAUUGGUGCACCAAGUACAAAGGAAACGCUUAAGGAGGCUGCAGAAAUACAUUUAAGAUUAGGACAAGUUCAGCGGUAUUGUGAACUGAUGGUAGAGCUCGGAGAGUGGGAUAAAGCUCUCUCAGUUGCACCUGGUGUAUCGAUGCAAUACUGGAAGAAGUUAAUGCAAAGGAGAGCUGAUCAGUUAAUUCAGGAAGAAAGUGAUGAUGCCAUCCCAUACUGUAUAGCUACUGGAGACGUGAAGAAACUGGUUGCUUUCUUUAGUUCAAGAGGACAGCUGAAUGAGGCUCUACUUGUUGCACAGGCAGCUUGUGAAGGAAAUACACCGUUCUCCACAAUGAGUGGAUCUUCCAAUUCUGAUUUAAACAAUACAGAUGAUUAUAAUGCGCUUCUUCAGAAGGUCAGUGAGGAACUGGCAGAGUGGUAUUUCCAAGAUGGCCAUGCAGUGCUUGCCGCGUGUUGCCAUCUGGCUGUUGAAAACAUAGAGGUUGCAGUGGCAAACCUGAUUCGUGGAAAUGAGCUGGAGUUGGCAGUCAGUGUGGGUACUGUCUUGGGAGAAAGAGCAGCACAAGCAACACAUUAUGCCCUAGAAUUACUAGCAAGAAAAUGUAUGACAGUAACAACAUGCUUUCCAUCACUUGGAUACAGGGACUUAGCAGCUGAUCUUCUUAUGAUGAUUCCUGAUAAUAAGCUGCAGUUGAUAAAACUUUGUGCUUUUUAUCCUGGAUGCACAGCUGAAAGAAAUGACCUACAUGAAAAGUGUAAUCUUCCUGAUGUAGAAGAGUGUAUGCGAUUGGCAGAAACAACUGAGGCACUCGGUGAUAUAUUUGAAACUAUAAAGUACUAUCUGCUAAGCAAUGAACCAGAAAAAGCUCUCCCUAUUGGCAUUCAGUAUGUGAAAGAACAACUCCGUGACUCACAUUGGACUUUAGAUUCAGUAUGUCCAUACCUUGACCUUCUAAGUUACAUUCGCACUGAACAAUUAAUGCUGCCUAACUGUACAGAAUUUCGGAAUGAGUUGCUAAUUUUGUGUGGUUAUAUUGGUGCUUUACUUGCUAUCAGAAGACAGUACAAUAGCAUUGUACCUGCACUUUAUGAAUAUACAAGUCAGCUUUUAAAAAGACGGAAGGUGUCUGUACCGUUGAAAAUUGAGCAGCUCUCUGAGGAAUUAGAUGCGUGGAGAGCCUUCACUCAAUCAACCAAACCUACCAAUGAAUUGCCAUGCACUCCACCAUCUGAGUCACAGAAAAAGGUCUAUUCAAUACUGGUAUCACGGAUACAAGAGGAGCCUCUGAAAGGAAUGAUUGGGCCUGACUAUGUCACUGGAUCAAAUCUUCCCAGCCAUUCAGAUGUUCACAUCUCUUGUUUGACAGGGCUAAGGAUACAGGGUCCAGCAUUCUUCCUCGAAGAUGGAAAAUCUGCAAUUUCACUGAAUGAUGCUUUGAUGUGGGCCAAAGUGAAUCCAUUUUCACCACUAGGAACUGGAAUACGGCUUAACCCAUUUUGAUGCAGUAUUUUCCUCUUAACGUAACACUGAUUGUGAAAGGACAGAAAGAUGCUAGUCAAGCUCUCUUGGGAGACAAAUAUUUGGACUUUUAAAAUUG
This is a messenger RNA of Tympanuchus pallidicinctus (lesser prairie-chicken), 4449 nucleotides long. RefSeq names its product WD repeat domain 17 (gene WDR17). The record is from RefSeq and is a predicted model, not a curated record. Gene Ontology annotation, molecular function: protein binding. Lineage: Eukaryota; Metazoa; Chordata; Aves; Galliformes; Phasianidae. The coding region runs from base 417 to 4352 and encodes 1311 amino acids. The transcript has 30 exons.